Molecule: messenger RNA, 1670 nt
Organism: Spirometra erinaceieuropaei
Lineage: Eukaryota; Metazoa; Platyhelminthes; Cestoda; Diphyllobothriidea; Diphyllobothriidae
Source: the annotation of a GenBank genome assembly
AUGAAGGACUUUAUCCAGGGGACCUUCGUUUUGGAGGAUCGUUCGACAUCGACACAAAGAAUAACACGGAGUAAGGCCAGAGUUAAUCUGUGUAACGAGACCCCGGAAAUUAUGCGCCUGUUGUUGAAGACACCCGUAAACAGAAGUCACUUAAGGACUCUCGAGGCACAAGAGAGAGGAAGCGCAACAGGAAAGACCGCAAUAAAAGGGUCGCCAGAGCCCGAAGGCGGAAGAUUUCAGACUCGCAAGUCGAAACAUAAGAACUGAAAGGAAUGUGGCAGAUAACGCUCGAUAAGAACGGUCCCCAGUCAGUACGCGCAUUUUCUGAGCCUAAUUUAGAGGGUAUGUCAACCAGCGUAAGAAUAUAUAACUAGACCCAGGGUGGAAGUAUCUGGACUUACGAAUCCCUGUCAACCGAAUUGAAGCCCGACUUACAUCGACAGCGCAGCAGUCUACCGCGAGCCCGCUACAACGGAGCACUAGUGUCAGCCAGCGACGGCCAAUCAGCAGAAAACAGGGGCUUGCCCAGCCAGUGCAUCAUAAUCUAGGGCCUUUCAAAGUCCCAUGCCUCAUGUUAGAAUACGCCCUGUGCUCGUUGCCUGACUAGUCGCCUAAUCUUCAACAAAACACUACUGCAGCGAUUUUGAGCAAACAGAAAAUGAACUUCGUUUCACCGUCUGGGCAUUUACACUCUUCAGCUAUAUCAACGAGGUUUGUGGCCAUUUAAAGGUAUAGUACGCAACCUCCUCCCCAGCCACAGCCUAGUCAUGCUAAAAAGGUAGCGAACAAACCUCGUUGGCUGACUCAAUGCUUUAAAAAGUAAGUCGAUAACAGGAAAGUGGGAAAGACCCUGCACUGAUAGGACAACUGAAUUACCAAACAUAUACAAGUCGCAGCGAAAUGGGGUCAAAAGUCUCAUCGGCAGAGGUCAGUGAGUCUUCGGAUAGGACCUCUUGGGCCGUGCCAUGGUUAAUCGCAGUCAUUCAAAGUUACAUAAGGCAUAGUAUGUAUUAUAAUUAACCUAUUCCAUUGUUGUGAACUGCCGAUGGUGCGGAAAUCUCCAAGCCAAGAAUAAGGCUGCGCAUCUCCGAGUUCUUACGGUCCAUCUUUACAGGUGAACCUGACUUUUUCCAACCCACUCGCGAAGAAGAGGAAAUAUCUAUUAUCGCGGCAGUCCUCAUCCCCGGAGAAACCUUUCAGGAAGAGUUGCUAAGCUUGGAAGAAUCGACUUCCCCAGACCCCGAUAAAAUUCCGGCCAAUCUGUUGAAGGAGCUCGUUUCUGAAAUGGCCAAGUCGCCAACUUUGCUCCUCCAAUCGUCACUUGUCACUGGGUGCCUUCCCUUCGAUUGUAAAUACGCAACCAUCAUUCCGCUAUUUAAGAUUAUAAGCCGAUUAUCUACAGGUCGGCGAGUCUUGCCUCCAUUUGUCGCAACAUCAUGGAGAAAAUAAUUAAGAAAUCUCUGAUACAGUUUCUCAAGCAGAACGACCUCUCCGAUGACCAACAGGACUUUCACCAUGGUAAGGGCUGUGGUAUGCAUCUGCUCUUUUCAAUUGAACGCUGGACCAAAACACGCAAUGAAGACACUAUGGUGCACGCCAUCUACAUGGACCCAAAAAAGCCUUCAGCAGCCUUCUACACCAACGCCUCCAGCAAAAACCGUGCAGCGUAG